Molecule: messenger RNA, 735 nt
Organism: Colletotrichum paranaense
Lineage: Eukaryota; Fungi; Ascomycota; Sordariomycetes; Glomerellales; Glomerellaceae
Exons: 2
Coding region: 1-735 (244 amino acids)
Source: RefSeq, a predicted model, not a curated record
AUGGACUUCAUCCUCGAGUCCCGCGUCCCCAAAGGCGGUGGCUCCAGCGGCAGCCGCGGUUCCAGCGGCGGCAGCAAAUCCUCAAAAUCAUCCAAAUCAAAGAGCGGAAAGAACAAGUACAAAGGCGGCGGCCGCGUCGGUGCCGCCGGCGGAGGCGGGGGAGGUGGAGGAGGCGGCGGCUUCAGCGCGCUUCCCCUCUGGGCCCGGAUCCUCAUCAUCGUCCUGGUUGUGUGGUUUGUUCUGUUCCUGGUCUCGCUCGCGUUUUACACGGUCAAAGAACACAAGCGCAAAAAGGAAGGAAAGAAAUUCCGCAUCGGCCACGUCCUCGGCCGCGCCCUCCUCGUCUCCACGGGCCUCUGGAUCCCCUUUACUCUCUACCGAAAAUUCAUCUCCCGGCGCAGGGAAAAGUCCGGAGGAAGUGGCGGCGACGGCGACGAAACCAAGCGCUCCGCUGGCGGCACAUACGCCAAGAUUGAAGAAGGCAGGAGGUCCGAUGACACCGGAAACCGAGACUCUUGGUAUGCCGGAGCCGGAGCCGGCACCCACGACAAUAACAACAACGCGGACAGCAAGUAUGAGCCCAUGGGCUACGCACCCCAUUACCGGUCUCCGUCACCUGCUCCGCCCCCGGCGGCCGGUGCUGCUCCGGCUCCCACCGGCGCGGCGGCCGAGUAUUACAUGCCGCAGCCGCCUUCUCAGACGGCGCCGACUCAGCACCCGCCUCAGUAUAGCUAA